AUGGCUGAAUCUAUAAUGGAUUUAUACCGAUCAGCAAUGGUGGCCGAGGACCGGCAGCCUUCGAUCGCUGUUGAGAAUACAUCGCCCGUCGAAGACUCAGUCAAUGCCUCAACCGCUGAAUAUCGACCGCUCAACAAAAGAGACAGGAUGAAGAUGAGGAAGAAGAAAAGAGAAGAGAGAGCGCUGGCCGAACUUGAUGCCGCAAAGCUUACGUAUGCCAAUGGCCAGGAGACGGUAUACGCAGAUGGAUUAGUAGCUGUGGAACCAAUCAUGGUAGCAAAUGGCCAAGGGCUGGAGCCUGCUGGACGUGAAGCUGACAUAGAGGUCGUGCCUCCGGAGGAAGAAGAAGCGCCAGAGGCUGAAAGUGCUCCUGAGCUGGUACAUGAGUCCACUCUUGUAGGACACAGCCCUACCGCUGAGACCGACAUACCGCCAGCAGCGCCUGAUGAGCCAGCGAGUCCCAUAUAUCUACCCUUCAGUUCCCAGCAUAAACUCAUGGUCUAUCUGCAGCAGCGGCUAGAGAGCAUGUGCUUUGUCUUCGCACAACGCGUUAUGCCGCACGCCCUCGAUCGUCGUGGUUGGGAUUGUGCCGAAAUGGUUCAGUUGCAGCAUUGGAUGAGAGAUUCUGUCUUCCAGGAAUACGUGGAGGGUAAGAUCCUUGACGUGGAACAGUCCGCUCAAAUGCUCGAUUCUAUGAUCGAGAUCUGGCGCUGCGCUGUUAAUCGCAAGCGAAUCGACACAACCUUGUUGGAAACUCUACUCCGCUCCGCUUUGGAGCUAGCUAGGAUUCUGGAAGAGUCAUCCUCCGUCGACGAGAUUGGACAACUGCGAGACAAUGUCAUCCAGGCAACGCAGCGACUGGCAGAGGAAACCCAGAUACUACAGGCCAGGUACGAGACAAAGCUGCAGGGGAUUACAGCUGCCCGAGCAAAGUUGGAUAUCUUGGAGGAGAAGACCAAAGCCGCGCUGUCCAAGAGGCUGGAGCAGAGUCAGUCCAUGGCCAAUGGUAGAAUCAUCAUGUUUAUACGCGAGGCAGAAUGUUCAACCCCAAAAGUAGCUCUGCCUGAGGGGUCAACAACAAGAUCUUGCCUUGACUGGAUGAACGACCUUGAGAGUAGCCUGGCACUUGGAGAGGAUGAUCGUAAGGACUUUGUCGGUUAG
Fusarium odoratissimum NRRL 54006 is the source of this 1161-nucleotide messenger RNA. RefSeq lists its product as uncharacterized. Bases 1 to 1161 code for a protein of 386 amino acids. The record is from RefSeq and is a predicted model, not a curated record. Lineage: Eukaryota; Fungi; Ascomycota; Sordariomycetes; Hypocreales; Nectriaceae. The transcript is spliced from 2 exons.